AUGCCGGUUGAACCCUGGUUUGUUCCCCUUGCUUACGCAUUCAUUUUGUUGGGCGAUAACUUUGGGCAUCCAUGUGUGUCCUGGUCCCAUGUGUACAAUAAACGGGAGAUGAACGAGUAUCCAUCGCCGCGCAAUAAUGCCUCGAUUGUGCCGCGUCUCAUGCUGGCACGAAAGUUCUGGGCGUAUGGCAAGACGAUUGUCAGCUACAACGACUCGGGAAGUCGCAUGUCUAUUAUCCGGACCGGGCGUGGCACCCAGCUCAGCGAUUCUCCUCACGCCUUGAUGGUGGUCCUCUUGAACACUCACCCAACCGACAUUGAGUUCGUGCAAUUAGAUGUGGGCCUUUGGAACGUCGACACGAUCUGGAAGGACGUAACACAACAGACAGCUGGGCUUGUAGAAAUCAUCAACUCGAACGGUUCCGGGGUUGGAACAUUUGGGGUAAUGUCCAGGACCGUGUCCGUUUACGUAAAUUGCAAUGAUCCAAAUUACGUCGAGGUCGAACAGUUUUGGCUGUAA
Pestalotiopsis fici W106-1 is the source of this 519-nucleotide messenger RNA. RefSeq lists its product as uncharacterized. NCBI's taxonomy places the organism in Eukaryota, Fungi, Ascomycota, Sordariomycetes, Amphisphaeriales, Sporocadaceae. The transcript has a single exon. The record is from RefSeq and is a predicted model, not a curated record. Bases 1 to 519 code for a protein of 172 amino acids.